AACUCAAGCGCCUUGCAGCAGCCAAUCGACGGCGGGAUGACAUCCGUCAGCUCGUUAUUGCGUAGUGAGAGGAACACGAGUGAUUGCAAGCGGCCGAUGUCCGCCGGAAUGCGUCCCGUGAGGCAGUUGCCCCGCACGCUGAACUUGGUGAGCUGCGAGAGUUCACACAGAGCCUCGGGUAAAGCCCCGCACAGGUUGUUGUGCUGUAGUUGCAGUGUCUUCAGACUCUGAAGCUUGCCCAAUUCCUUGGGCAUGGAACCGGACAGUGAGUUCUGGUACAGAUUGAGCUCCUGUAGCUGGCCGCACUCGCCGAUCUGACGCGGAAUUGCGCCCGUGAGGUCAUUACAGCUCAGAUCCACGCGCUUGAGGCUCGAGAGGGUUCCUAGCUCAGCCGGGAUCUCGCCGCGCAGCUGGUUCUUAGACAGAUCGAGCACGCGGAGUUGUGGCAGCCGCGUAAGGCUGGCCGCUGGUAGACACCCGCUCAGUUGGUUAGCUGGCAGUUCUAGCGCCACGACGUGGCCCAUGACCACUUCGACGCCGAACCAUUGCUCGGGGUCGCGCGUGGGCUGCUUCCAGCCGUCGCGGCGGCGCCAGCGGUCGCCAUUCAGCGCGUCGUAGAGCUCCACGAGCGCCGCCACCUCUGUUGUCGGGAUGGAGCUCUGCCCUUGGCCCAUGUUCUGCAGAUAAGCUUAGCGUCGUGAUGCUACGAUAAAGGUCCGGCCUCUUAUUCUCUCUACCGCUGUAGCCGCUUCAGUCAAAGUUUGGGCAGAGGCACGACGGUUUCUUCUCCACUACUAGAAUGGGUUCGCCCGCGCAAUGGAGCUGACAGACGCAGAUCAGACACAAGAUGAGGCAGUUCGGUGUGCAGUAGCAUCAUUACUUCGAGCGCCACGACAGAGCCGACAGUUUAGCACGUCGUGAGCUGCCGCCCCAUCUGGUCGAAGCCGUCGAAGCAGCGAUCGAUCCAACGCGCUUCGUUAUCGCGGAGACGGCGGUGCCGAAAGAAGUAGCAAGAAAACUAUCAUAGGCAAUGCAUGCAAGGAUGAAGAAUACCCACAGCUACCGCUGGCUGCGUUCAUUACGCUUAACUAACUCAUGCACGGAUUAAUAAUUAGGUAGGGACUGACUAGCUGGUGGACGGAGACUGCUACUAGCUCCGCCCGCCUUAUAGCGCGUAGCUCUGCUCAUCCAGCGAGGGCUCGCGGUUGCGUGACGACAUUGCUAUCGCCACGUCGGACUGGUACUCGGGCACGUAACGUGGUACGUACUGCGGCUGAUGCUCGUUACCGGCGUCGGCCACGGCUACCUCGAAAUUGGGGCCAUUAACCGACGCUGCGGCUAGUGCCUUGGCGGCCAGCCGCUUCUGUUUGCGCUUAUUGAGACUGUACGUGAUGAUGCUGUUCUCUGGGGUCGUAGAGUUGGGCGAGGCAUAUGAACGCGUGAGUUCUUCCUCGCCCGAAAGAGCUCCACGUCGUCCACGCUGUCGAGGCGCUGCGGCUUCGGGUAGCACAGGUAUCCGCGAGUUCUCAGGCAUGGGCUCUGGCGUGGGCUCGCCGUGGCUGCGUGUUGAAGUGAAAGACGAACUGUUGCUGGAGCUGGCCGAGCCCUUGGUGAGUGAAGCCACAAGUCUAUUGAGAUCGAAGGCAAAAGCCGGCUGGAAGGUGUGCGGGUCCUUGGAGGGCGCGACGCCGUCCAGUGCGGCGUUGAGGUCACGGCGCUUGGCCACAGCGGGCAGGCGGCGCAUGGUGGUCGUGCCCCAAGCGGUGGCCACUGCCUCGUGCUCGAAACCAUCAUAGUUGGUAAACGCAGACAUGUCGUGCUUGCGGUUGGCCAUCGCAUCGGUGGAGAUCGGAACAUUAUAAUAGUUGCCGCUGCGCGUGCUGCGCAUGACGGACGUGUAGCGCGGCUCGACCAUCAUUUUUGGUGAGGCGGUUGAUGAUGACUGUACUCUGGUCAAUGCUUUAGCGACCGAGAGUUGGCAAGUGAGACCCGGCGAAAAUCCGUCGGGUAUGCUGCUGCUGCUAUGAGGCCGGAGGUACGCGGAGCGAUGAAAUAACGGCCGGUCGCGUCUGUCGUAGCCAAGAUGCUGCUGCGUGCUGGUCGUCAAGUGCUCAAGUGAGUCGUGCCGACGUUGCUGGCGCUCCGGACAUGCUUGCUGAAGACCACGUCUCUCGCCUGUCGUCGUUCCCUCGCCUCUCUCUCCCCUACAGCCCAUCCGGUCGCCAUUUCAGCCGCGGAGCGGACACUUUGGCCGCAGUAUGACCUGAGCUCAAGUCGCCGCCGUCUGGACGAAUAACCUGCCCAAACCGUUUGCAUGCCAAAUCUGAUGGGCACGCGCGCGAGAGACAAGAGCUUUGGUGUCACUUGGGCAUGUUGCUGCUCGUUGACAUCAUCCACCCGGCAAUGAUCUGGUGUUCCGACGCUAGACAGCUUGGCGAGAAAAAUGCAUGCGGUGCGGCGGCAAUGAGAUGUGAUACCGUUGGUAUCAUAUUGAGCCGCUUACAGGCGCUGAUGCGUUCGAGAUCGCUUUGGUAGGCCAGCGCAAUUGUCGUCGGAGUGGAGAGGCACAGUGCCUCUCAAGGCUCUCUAUGUAGAAAUACGGUGUGCUCGGGAAGUGCCACAAAACGGUCAAGUAGCCGUCACGGUAGUCGCCGUUUGCUACGCUGCAGGAGCUCCCGGAGCCACAUUUUGCCACACAUUGGUGCUGACAAGCAAGACGCGCGUUGGAACGACAGGUUCGUCAAUUUAAUUCAAGCGGGUUCGGCGUUGUCGACGGCAGUGGGAUCGGCGAGGUGUGACUUCGGCAAGAGAUGAUCGAGCUGUGCAAGCAUCAAGCGACUCGUUACAUGUACAUGAGCCGGAUGGUCCAGUGUCACUACUCUGUUAUCCGCUCCAUUGCAAACAGGUCCUGCUAUCCUAGGGCUCGGCGAUCACAUCUAUGGCUCGUAGGCUGCGCUUCGCAACAUGCAUUUACGAUGCUCGGCCGAGUACUGUACCGCCCCGCAAACAACUCGUUGCGUGACCUGUGUGGAUAGUUCAGGCCGAAGCAAAGGGCACUCGGGCGCUGGUAAUGAAUGAUGUUGAAGUGGCUAAGACCGCUUGGAGUCUACACUCUUUGGCCUGCAUCAUCGAGAGCGCCGUAGAGCGUUGCAGCUGCGCUCGUCUAUCCUAGGAGAUGAAGAAGACGCCUUUGAGGAUCCUCCUAACACAUCGCUACACUUUCAUGCGGGUUGGUGUUGGUAAGCAUGUUCAUGCCCUUGCCGCUGUAUGAUACGACGUCAGCACUGCAAGAGCCGAAAUGGGCACCAAACCGAUCACACGCGCACAAUAUUAAUACUAAAUCCACCUAAUCGGUCUCUUACGUCUACAGUCGCGCAUCAACAACCUCCUUGUAGUCAAUUGCACGGCGAUCUGCUUAGCUGCGGCAGCGCAUAGCUGUCAUCCUUGAAGUCGUCGGGUCGACUCGACCAAUACUCAUGUCACGUGCCACGAUUGUUGUGGCGCGCGCAUUGGAACGUCCUAGCUCCAUCAUGGGUCCAUGAUUCCACGAAAGUUGCAGUCGUUGAAGUGAUAUGUCACUAUAUUUCCCCGUUUCAAUGACCCUUGUCCAAUAAGCACCAGUCAAAGCUGAGCAAUUGUGGUGGACCAUGGCGGACGCGUCGGAGCAGCCUGGCAAGCGCCGCAUCAAGAAGUUGACGGCUGAGAAGCUGCAGCAGUUCCGCGACGAAAUCGUGAAGCGUAAUGGUCAGCAAGUGGACCUCACGGGGCGCGGUAUUGAGAGCAUCGUGAGCCUCGAGGGGCUGCAGACGGCCACCAAGUUGGACCUGAGCUACAACAAGCUCACCAAACUCUCCCAGCUUAAGUCAGUACCGCGUGUGACGAUGCUCAAGCUUACGGAUAAUAAACUAAACGGCGACGGUCUGGCCGAGAUCCAGCACCUCAAGAAGCUCGUGAUCCUCAACGCCGCUGAGAACAACGUGACGCGCAUUCCGUUCGAGGUGCUGCGAAACGUCCGCACGCUUAAGGCACUCGUACUCAACAACAACUCCAUAUCAGCAUUGGACUGGAUGCCCAAACUGCCGGAGCUCAACUCGCUCAUUGUGAGCAACAACCGCAUCACGGAGAUCCCACAGCGCGUGCUGGACGGACUCCCGAGUCUCAAGAAGAUCUCCAUUUCGCAUAACUUGCUGGAGGAGAUCCCGAACUUGAGCCAAUUGUCGGAGAUCACGGAGCUGCGACUUUCGCACAACCGGAUUAAGAAAAUCCCGGCGCAUUUGGCUCAACUGAAGAAUCUUAAGGUGUUGGAGUUGAGUCACAACCAGAUUGACGAUUGGUCUGGUCUGGAGGCGCUGAGCACGCUUGAGAAUUUGCGGCAAUUAAAUUUGAUUGGCAACCCCAUUUGCGGAAAGAAACUUGAUGUCGCGGCGAAAUCUUCCACCGAGGAGGACGACAGUUGUGACAGUGAUAACGAUGAAGAGGAGAGUGACGACGACAAAAGUGAUAGUGAUGACGACAAGAAGAAAAAGAGGCCCAAGACUAAGAGCAAGAAGGCCGACAUUUCCGAAGAGGAAAAGCGGCAGAUUAAGGAGGCGAAGAAACUCGACGCCAAGCACAAGCAGUACAACUUCAAAAUGAAGCGGUUGUUCCCGAAUUUGGUCGUGCGCGAUGCCACUCGCGUGCUGGAUAAGCGCGUGCAUGGCUACGUAGCUCCACCGAAGGAGGAGAAGAAGUCGACGCCUUCGAGUAAAAAAGAAAAGAAGGUUGUCACCGGAAAGCGGAAGCGGGACGAGGUCAAGAAGAAAUCCAAGUCGAAAGAGGAGUCCCGGAAGGCCACGUCUAGUAAGGACGGCAAUAAUGAUGGCGAAAAGCCUCCUAAAAAGGAGAAAAUCCACAAGAGGCAGAAGAGCGAGCAGUCCGAGACAGACAAGCCGGAGAAGGAGGCUGCUACUACGCCUGAACCUGAAAAAAAGAAGGCAAAACAUCACAAAAAGCAGGUUGAAGCUAGCGAGUCAGUGGACCAGACAGCGUCCCCGUCCAAGACAGACGCGAAGGCGGAGAAGAAGGCAGCUAAGGUGAAGAAACGAAAGGAGAAACUGGACAAGAAGAAAGACCAACGACAGCCAAAGGAGAUCGCUAGCGGUGUGGUGGCCGUGAAACAGUUCAAGAAGGCCAAGAAGGCCAAAAGCGUCGAGUCCAAGCCCGUGGACUUGACGCAGAUCAACUUCACGCCCGACGUGGGCUUUGGCGGUUCAUCUGCGUGGGACUAGCUUCAACUUGCCUUUGUGUACGCACACCAAAUAGACUUCAUUUUUUCUGGUGGUCUUACUUAACCUUCGAAUAU
This is a messenger RNA of Phytophthora nicotianae INRA-310, 5341 nucleotides long. RefSeq lists its product as hypothetical. The transcript is spliced from 3 exons. NCBI's taxonomy places the organism in Eukaryota, Oomycota, Peronosporomycetes, Peronosporales, Peronosporaceae. The record is from RefSeq and is a predicted model, not a curated record. Gene Ontology annotation, molecular function: protein binding. The coding region runs from base 3648 to 5267 and encodes 539 amino acids.